CUAUUCUAGCUAGCAAAAGAAGGGGUGAUGGAAGAAAUAGGUAGAGCUAUUCAUGAGGGGAGGGAAGGUGCAGAAGAGAGAAGGAUGAAGAUGAAGGUUAUGGUGGCAAUAGAUGAAAGUGAUGGAAGCUUUUAUGCCCUUAAGUGGGCCCUUGAUAAUCUCUUCAACGUUAUGACUACCAUGGAAGGAACAUCAUCUGAAAAUGAGGGAAUGGUGUUUCUUGUUCAUGUUGAACCCAUUUUCCACAAUUAUGUGCACCCUAUUGGACCAGGUGGUGCUGCUUUUUAUCCAGCAUCUGUGGUUGUGGAUUCAGUGAAGAAAGGCCAGCAAGAAAGAUCAGCAGUUAUUCUUUCCCGGGCUUUGCAAAUGUGCAAGGAUAAGCAGGUCAAAGCAGAAAGUGUAAUUCUCAAUGGAGACCCAAGGGAAAUGAUUUGUCAGGCUUCAGAACAAAUGCAAGUUGAUCUCUUAAUCAUGGGUAGCCGUGGCCUGGGCACACUCAAAAGAGCAUUUCUUGGAAGUGUAAGUGACUAUUGUGCACAUCAUGCAAAAGCACCUAUUCUUAUUGUGAAGCCACCGGAGGACCACCAUAAAAAGCAUUGAUCGUUGGUUUUAUGUUUAAGCAUAUCUUUUAAUGGAUCUUAGGAUUUGUAUUUAAUCUCCUUUUCUUUAUAAGGCUUGCAAGGUUUGUAUUUUUAUAAACAAUGAUGAAUGUACUUAGAAAGAAACAUAUGUAUUUGUUUAUCUACAUGUGUUUUUAGGAUAUUUAUUGUUUUUUUUUUUUUUACUGAAUCAAGAAUGAUGAAGACUUCAAGGA
Molecule: messenger RNA, 814 nt
Organism: Medicago truncatula (barrel medic)
Lineage: Eukaryota; Viridiplantae; Streptophyta; Magnoliopsida; Fabales; Fabaceae
Product: universal stress protein A-like protein
Exons: 4
Coding region: 28-600 (190 amino acids)
Source: RefSeq, a predicted model, not a curated record